Messenger RNA from Cladocopium goreaui, 978 nucleotides. The record is from the annotation of a GenBank genome assembly. Lineage: Eukaryota; Dinophyceae; Suessiales; Symbiodiniaceae.
GAAGCCCAGGCCACUUCUGUGGAGAAGGCCACAGCCAGCGCCACGCGCAGAGCCAACGCCACCAGGUCCGCCUCUGCCACUGUCAACGAAGGUGUUGAUGUGCAGCUGUCUCAGACCGGCACAGGCGAAGGUGAUGCCGAAGUGUCCAAGACCGCCAGUGCCACUGCGGAAGACACGGAGACGGUGACGAAGACCAUGAAGGUUGGUUCUGAAGGUGUGGGCAAGUUGAAGAAGUUUUUCGAGGCCUCAGCCACUGCCCAGUCUUGGGUUGCAUCAAAGGCUUGCAUUUCAGCUCGCAAGGCACGAAGCUUGUUGGAUUCGACUGCCAUGCAGCUGCAUGGAAUUCCCUUCGCACUGGCUGUCUACAACAAGGCCCACGCCGUAGCCUUCGAGAAGGCCAAGGGCAAGGCUGCUGAGAUGGCCCUCAACACUGCCCAGGGGGCAGCAAAGAGACAGGUGGAGAGAGAGCUGAUAGCCCAGAUCCAAAGCUAUGCCAAGGAGCAUUCAGCGGAGCUGAAGGACUUGGCCAUGGAGGAUGCUGUUAAAAGCACCUUGGGUCAAAAGAAACAGCUGGAGGCUGCUGCGAUGGCUGAAGCAUUUCAGCUGGCCAGCGAGAAGGUUCACAAGCAAGCGCCCUUGAAAGCCACUGCGGAGGCCAAAGAGGAGGCAAUUAAGGCUGCCAAAGAGGAGGCGACACGCUUGGCCACAUUGGAGGCCAGGAAGGAUGCCAGCAAGUCGCUGGAAAAGAAAGUGCUUCAGAAGGCCAUGGAGGAUGCCAAGGCCAAAGCUGAGCUGAGCGCAGAGGCCAAGGCCCAAGCCCUUGCCAAGGCCGAAGCUGAGAAAAUCGCCAAGGCAGAGAUUUGGGCACGACUUGGUGAGGAAUGGUGCACAAAAAUGCUCCAACUUGGCGAAAGUUGGAUGAAAGUUCAGUCCCAACAUGUCCCAACUUUUGGGCAGUUGAUGCUUGAUGAUGCUUGA